AUGUCCUUGGCUGAGUUUGAUGAGAUUAAAUUUGAGCAUUCUACAACUAGAUUGGAUAGACCAUCAUCCUAUUUAAAAAGAAAAGCUCGCCGUAACCCAAAUGGGAUCGAAGAAGGUAUAGCUGAAUUGCGUAAAUCCAUGCUAAGUAAUACAGUUUAUGUGGGCAAUUUGUCAUUUUACAGCUCAGAAGAACAAAUCUACGAGUUAUUUAAUAAAUGUGGAGAUAUAAAUCGUAUAAUUAUGGGAUUGGACAGAUUUAAAUUUACUCCUUGUGGGUUUUGUUUUGUAAUAUAUAACAACGCCAAAAGCGCAUUAAAUGCAGUUAAAUAUUUGGAUGGAACCAAAUUGGAUAAUAGAAAGUUACAAAUUGAUAUGGAUCCCGGUUUCAGUGAUGGUAGGCAAUUUGGUAGAGGAAAGAACGGUGGCCAAGUCAGUGAUGAAUUUAGAUUUGAAUUUGAUGCCAACAGAGGUGGUUACUCAUUUAAUGAUAGUGUUGUUGAAGGUGGCAGUAUAUUAAACAAUGGAUUUGGUGCUAGAAGAAUUAGAGAUGUUUAUAUCCCUAACAUUGGCGAAGGUGGUGAUGUAGAAGAAGACAGUUAUGUACCCGGCCAAUAA
Molecule: messenger RNA, 615 nt
Organism: Saccharomycodes ludwigii
Lineage: Eukaryota; Fungi; Ascomycota; Saccharomycetes; Saccharomycodales; Saccharomycodaceae
Gene: CBC2
Product: nuclear cap-binding protein subunit CBC2
Exons: 1
Coding region: 1-615 (204 amino acids)
Biological process (GO): mRNA cis splicing, via spliceosome
Cellular component (GO): nuclear cap binding complex
Molecular function (GO): RNA cap binding
Source: RefSeq, a predicted model, not a curated record